AUGGGCUGGUUCGAUAACAACACCGAGAUCGUCGAGAAGUUCGAGCAGUACAACGAGUACUCCGACUCCGGCAACGAGCAGCACAAAGCUAAGCUAUCCCACGAGCUCAUCGGCGGUGCCGCUGCCUUUGAGGCCGCUAAGGCAUAUGAGGAGCACGUAGCCCGCAAUGGUAAGCCCGAUAGCCACGCCAAGGCUAAGGAGUUUAUUGCUGGAGCCAUUGGUGCUUUCGUCGAUCGAGAGGUUGAGACUAAGGGUCUGGACUUUAUUGAUCGAGAGGAAGCUAAGCGUCAUGGUCGCCGACAUGCAGAGGAAGCUCUUCAACAAGAGUACUAG
Fusarium mangiferae is the source of this 333-nucleotide messenger RNA. RefSeq lists its product as uncharacterized. Bases 1 to 333 code for a protein of 110 amino acids. The record is from RefSeq and is a predicted model, not a curated record. NCBI's taxonomy places the organism in Eukaryota, Fungi, Ascomycota, Sordariomycetes, Hypocreales, Nectriaceae. The transcript is spliced from 3 exons.